Molecule: messenger RNA, 1965 nt
Organism: Vigna angularis (adzuki bean)
Lineage: Eukaryota; Viridiplantae; Streptophyta; Magnoliopsida; Fabales; Fabaceae
Product: serine/threonine-protein kinase PBS1-like
Exons: 6
Coding region: 187-1602 (471 amino acids)
Biological process (GO): protein phosphorylation
Molecular function (GO): ATP binding; protein kinase activity
Source: RefSeq, a predicted model, not a curated record
AAAAGUAUUUAAUAAUACAUAGGAUCCAACCCAGCCCAAUUAAAUCGAAAGCCCCUGGGUGUUUCUUCUGGCAGUGGCGGAAGUGUGAAAGUGGAACCACUAACUUAACUUGAUUGAAUUGGAAGAUGAGGCUUUGACUGAUUGGUUGAUUGACUGUGUCUGCGCGUCACUGAAGAGGAAACUGGAAUGGGUUGCUUUUCUUGUUUCGAUUCGAGGGAAGACGAGAAGCUGAAUCCCAACCCUCACCAGGAAAACCAUCAUCAUCUUCAUCAUCAUCACGAUCAUGAUCUUAAUCCCCCUAUCCCCUCUCGUAUUUCCAGACUGCCCUCUGCCUCUGCCGGAGCAGACAAGCUACGCUCAUCUAGCAAUGGCAAUGGUAACAAUGGUGACUCCAAAAGGGAAUUGGCUGCUCUCAAGGACGGACCUGCUGUACAAAUUGCCGCACAGACUUUCACUUUCCGUGAACUGGCAGCCGCCACCAAAAAUUUCAGGCCCCAAUCCUUUUUGGGGGAAGGUGGUUUCGGAAGGGUUUACAAGGGCCGCCUUGAAACCACUGGUCAGGCUGUGGCUGUUAAACAGUUAGACAGAAACGGUCUUCAGGGCAACCGGGAAUUCCUCGUGGAGGUUCUCAUGCUCAGUCUUCUACACCACCCUAAUCUUGUCAAUCUCAUUGGAUACUGUGCGGACGGGGACCAACGCCUCUUAGUUUAUGAGUUUAUGCCAUUGGGAUCAUUGGAAGACCACCUUCAUGAUCUUCCCCCGGAGAAGGAACCAUUGGAUUGGAACACUAGGAUGAAAAUAGCUGCUGGGGCAGCAAAAGGAUUGGAAUACCUUCACGACAAGGCAAAUCCUCCUGUCAUUUAUAGAGAUUUCAAAUCGUCUAAUAUAUUACUUGACGAAGAUUAUCAUCCAAAGCUUUCAGACUUUGGGCUUGCAAAGCUCGGACCAGUUGGUGACAAAUCACACGUGUCCACCCGUGUCAUGGGAACUUAUGGCUAUUGUGCCCCAGAAUAUGCUAUGACUGGACAGCUGACUGUGAAGUCUGAUGUAUAUAGUUUUGGGGUAGUCUUCUUGGAGCUGAUUACUGGGCGUAAAGCCAUUGACAGCACUCGACCCCAUGGAGAACAAAACCUUGUCACAUGGGCACGUCCACUGUUCAAUGACCGCAGAAAGUUUCCAAAGUUAGCAGAUCCAGAGCUACAUGGACGGUAUCCCAUGCGGGGUCUUUACCAAGCUCUAGCAGUGGCAUCAAUGUGCAUUCAGGAACAGGCCGCAGCGCGUCCUCUCAUUGGGGAUGUGGUGACAGCCCUUUCUUUUCUAGCGAACCAGGCAUAUGACCAUAAGGGAGGUGGUGAUGAUAAAAGGAACAGAGAUGAUCAGGGUGGAAGAAUAUUGAAAAAUGACCAAGGUGGAGGAUCUGGAAGGAGAUGGGAUUUGGAAGGGUGUGAGAAAGAUGAGUCCCCACGUGAAACUGCAAGGAUGUUAAACAACAGGGAUCUUGAUAGAGAACGUGCGGUGGCUGAAGCAAAGAUGUGGGGAGAGAAUUGGAGAGAGAAAAGACGACAAAGUGCGCAGGGCAGUUUUGAUGGUUCUAACGCCUAGGCUCUCUUCACAUUGUACUAUUCACAUCACCCUCUUCUGUGUCGCUUGGCUAAGCAUGCCCACGCAAUGCCAGCCACUGAAAGCCAUUCACCGGAUUCUACUCCUUUUAGAAUCUGUUUUGCGGCCAUUCCUUACCGUCCAUGCCUCCGACCAAAAUCUUUCCGAAAUCACUUAGCUUUCUUUUAUGUAUCUUUCAUUUACCUCCUGCUCACGAAUACAUUGGAGUUGGACUUGGAAAGUGUAUAUUAUUUGUUACAAGUAGGAGGUUAAGGUAUUUUUGAUAAUGGUGCAAGGACAGAAAUGUUUUUUCCAACUCAUUUACUCUUUCUUAGCUAAAAUACGAGAAUCCAAGUUUCCCUCUUA